Messenger RNA from Melozone crissalis (California towhee), 2188 nucleotides. RefSeq names its product transcription intermediary factor 1-beta-like. Gene Ontology annotation, molecular function: zinc ion binding. The record is from RefSeq and is a predicted model, not a curated record. Lineage: Eukaryota; Metazoa; Chordata; Aves; Passeriformes; Passerellidae.
CAUGGCGGCGCCUGAGGUGGCGGCGGCGCUCGGGAGCGGCCCCGGGGCCAGCGGAGCGGAGCUGCCCGAGCCGCUGGGGCUGCUGGAGCUCUGCGGGGCCUGCAGGCAGCGGCUGAGCCCGCAGCGGAAACCGAAGCUGCUGCCGUGCCUGCACUCCGUGUGCCGGGGCUGCAUCGGCAGCGAGCACGGGGACAAGAACGCGUUCGAGUGCCCCGUGUGCCACCAGCAGUGUCCCCUGGGUGACAUCAUGGACAACCUGUUCCUGCAGCCCAGCGCCAGCAGCCAGAGCUGCACCAGCUGCGAGGACAACGCCAGCGCCACCAGCUUCUGCUUGGAGUGCUCGGAGCCGCUGUGUGCCACCUGCGUGGGGGCUCACCUGAGGGUCAGGUACACCCGGGAGCACCGAGUGGAACCUCUGCGCUCUCCAUCCGUUCCCGACGAUCCCAAUGAUCCCAAUGAUCCCAUGGAUCCCAACGAUCCCAUGGAUCCCAACGAUCCCAAUGAUCCCAAUGAUCCCACGGGUCCCGUCCCGUCCUGGUGCCGCUCGCACCCCCGGGAGCCGCUGGCGCUGUUCUGCAGCUCCUGCGAGAGCCUGACCUGCGGGGAGUGCCACAGGAGGGAGCACCGCCACCACCCCUCCCAGCCCGUGGCCGAGGCCGUUCUCCAGCAGCGCUCGGUGCUGUCGGCGCUGCUGCAGCGCCUGGCGGAGAAACACGGCGAGGUGCAGCGCUGCAGCGCCCGCCUGCACGCACGGUCCCGUCACAUCUCGGACACGCAGAAGCAGCUGCAGGUGCAGGUGAAGCUCGCCGUCCUCCAGGCCAUGAGGGAGCUCAACAAACGCGCCAAGGUCCUCAUGGGGGACGUGCAGCGUGUGACCGAGGGCCGCCGGCAGCGUUUGGAGCGGCAGCGCCGGGAGCUGAGCCGGCUGCGGCGGCUGCAGGAGCACGCGCUGCGCUUCGGGAAACGGGCGCUGCACGGGAGGCACGGCACCGCCCUGCUGCUGUCCCGGAGGCUGGUGCAGGCGCAGCUGCUCGGGGCCCUGGGGGUGCCCCUGGAGCCCCCCGAGCCUCAGGGGGAGCUGAAAUUCCAAUGGGACCGGCAGGGAUGGACACGGAGCGCACAGAGCUUCGGUGCCAUCGUCUCGGAGCCGCCCCUCCCCCCCCCGCGGAGCCCCGCCCACGGCCCCUCCCCCACCCAGCAGUGUCCCCACCCCUCCGUGAUGUUCCCUACAGGCUGUCCCGCGCCCCCGGUGGCCCCGGAGCUGCUCCUGCAGGGCCCCCCCCGGCUGUCACCUCCCCCCCAGGUGUCACCUCCCCCCCGGAUGUCACCUCCCCCCCUGGAGCCCGCGGCCACCCCCAGCCCACAGCGCGCCACCAGCCCUGAGAACGGCGUCACCGCAGGGAGCGCGAGGGUCCCCGGCCGUUCCCCCCGGGAGGAGAAGCUCGUUAAGAAGCUGCUCGUUAAACGACGGGGCCCCCCCUCGGUGUGGGGCAGCCCCCCCCGGCUCCCCAAGCAGCCCCGGGUGAGCCUGGAGCGCCUGGAGCUGGACCUGGAGCUGGACCCGGCGCAGCCGCCCGUGUUCCGCAUCUUCCCCGGGCCCUCGGCGCGCGAGUUCAGCCUCAUCGUCAUCGAGCAGGGGACACCGGGGACACCGGGGACACCGGGACAGCUGGCACUAGGGGACACCGGGACAGAAGGGACGGCGGGGACGGUGCAGCCGCACGGAGCGCCGCUGGUCAAGGUGAGUGACACCUGUGUCCCCUCCCCUGUGUCCCCCUCCCCAUACCCCUUUGAGGAGCAGCAGGAGUCGCCCAUCGGUGACACCGGUGACACUGGGACACCAAACCCGUGGGGCUGCUGCCCCCCGCCCCGGGUACCCAGCCCUGUCCCCGGUGUCCCCGGGGGGGUCCCCGUGGGCGUCCCCGGCGUCCCCGUGGGGGUCCCGGGGGUCUCGUGCUGCCGCGUGUGCGGCCAGGCCGGGGCCGUGGUGAUGUGCGACCGCUGCCAGCGCUGCUUCCACCUGCGCUGCCACCUGCCCGCGCUGCACGACGUGCCCAGCCCUGAGCGGACGUGCUUGCUGUGCCAGGAGCUGCCCAUGACCCCAUUCCCGAUCCCUGUUCCGUUCCUGAUCCCCCAUCCUGAUCCCCAUUCCCGAUCCCAGUUCCCGUUCCUGAUCCCCCAUUCCUGA